CGCAACUGAUCAUUCUCAUUCGCAUUCCUAUUUCCCAGCUCCCAGCUCCCAUCUCCCAUCCUCAGUCUCGCUCUCUCUUCUUUUCUCACAUUCCACGUUGCCUCACUCUUCCUUGAGCUUGACCGCCCCCACCCCCCACUGCUCAUCGUGUUAAUACACAUGAACGCCGUCAAUUCGCCUAACACAACCAAACAGAAGAUUGUGACCCUAGCUCUGGAGGUCUGCCCAGCCACUUCACAGCUGUGGCACACCUGCCGUCUCGCACCAUUGACCGAAGUGUACCCGGUCGCUGUCUUCCGCGAGGAUCCCAGAACAAGAAGCCUGAGGCAAUAAAGGAGGAGAGGCACUUAUCAUGGCUCCCUCAAACGAUGCAGCACCACAGCCGGCAAACGACGUGGCCCCGGCCGCUGAUUCGAACUCGAGCAAGAAGAGCAAGCGAAAGUCCAAGAAGACGAACGGUGUGAAGGAGAAGAGCAAGGCGAAUGCCGAUGACCAACCACCCUCGCGGCCCGCAUCUUAUGCUGAGGCCGUCAAGGAGGACCCAGGCGACGCCACAAACGGAGGACAUGACCAAGACGGCAAUGGAAAUGACCCGCACCAAGAGACUAACGGGAGGCAGGCGGCAGCAGAUGAAUCGGGUGCCGAUACGAGCGCAUCAGAGUCCAAAGGCGUCGACGAGAAAAAUGGCGACAAUAAAGACACGCAGCCUACAGCAGCCGGCAGCUUGACAUUCGCAGAAGCAGUCAAGGAGGGUUCAAGCGAUGCGACUAUGACGAAUGGCGAGGCUGCAGACCUCGCUACUACAAAGCCCAGGAGCGUUGAGGGGCGUAGCGCAUCUGCCACCCUAAGCCAGAGUUCUACCGCGGUCGACUACCCCGACAUUCCUUCGGACGCAGAAGAUCGCGGGGAGGAGGCGGAGCGGCUGCGGGAUCAAGAGAAGGCACCGGAAGUCGCUGGGCUCCGCUGGGCUCCGCUCAGGGUGCCGUUCAGACGGCGUCUGCAGACCCUGGCAGUGCUAUUCCAUUGUCUGUGCAUCGGGGCCACGCUUUCCAUCUUCUUUGGAUUCUGUGCAAUACCCUUGCUAUGGCCUCUACUUAUAAUAUACCUGGUCUCGAUCCUGUUCUCGACAGAUGCCGUCGACGGCAAGCUCAGGAGGCGAAAGGAGUGGGUCCGCAGGCUGCCCAUCUGGAGGUACUUUGCCGAGUACUAUCCAGCCAAGCUUCACAAGACGCACGACCUCGUCCCGACGCGCAAGUACAUCUUUGGGUAUCACCCGCACGGUAUCAUCUCACACGGUGCGUGGGCGGCGUUCGCGACGGAUGCCCUGGGUUUCUCGGAGAAGUUCCCGGGCAUCACCAACAGCCUGCUGACACUCGACUCCAACUUCCGGCUGCCGCUGUACCGCGAGUACGUCUUCUCGAUGGGGGUUCUGUCGGUCAGCAAGGAGUCCAUCACCAACAUCCUGACGCGCGGUGGCCGCAACGGCGAGGGCAUGGGCCGGGCGGUGACGAUCGUGGUGGGCGGGGCGCGCGAGUCCCUCGAGGCGCAACCGCGCACGACACGGCUCAUCAUCAACGAGCGCAAGGGGUUCGUCAAGCUGGCGAUCCGGACGGGGGCGGACCUCGUGCCGGUGAUGGCGUUCGGCGAGAACGACCUCUACGACCAGCUGGACCCGCACAAGCACCCGUGGCUCCACGGCCUGCAGCGCCACGUGCUGCGGGUGUGGAAGUUCACGGUGCCGCUGCUGCACGGGCGGGGCAUCUUCAACUACGACGUCGGCAUGAUGCCGUACCGGCGGCCGCUUAACAUCGUCGUCGGGCGGCCCAUCAAGGUUGUCCAGGCCGACAACCCGGACAAUGCCGAAGUCGACCGGCUACACGACCUGUAUGUCGAGGAGCUGAGGGCCGUCUGGGAUCGGUACAAGGACGAGUUCGCCAGGGAUCGCAUCGAGGAGAUGGAAUUUCUGAGUUGAAGAUAGGAUGGGAAAGAGAUGUAUUUCUACCGUGAUUCCUGUUGCAUAAUUUACCGAGGGCGGAUGGAAGGGGUCCUGACCUGGAAAAUACAGCUUUUAUAAGGGAAAAUUGGAGUGUUGUUACCCUACCUGGGGCGUGCUUUGCUCAACUUGAUUGCGAGAGCCCCUGUGUUUUUGUUUUUCUUUGUGUUGUUUUAUGGGAGCAAUUGGCGGGGGUGGUGGGUGGGGCGGAAUGCUGCCCUGGUUGCUAUUUUAAAUGUAUAGCAUGUGUAGCUAAGGCCUCUAACAUGUGGCAUGUGUCUCAAGCCUGCGGGGCCGUCAGAGCACAGAUUCCAAUUGCAGAGUGGUGAUGCGGGAUUCUGCUCGGAUCUGCUGCAUAUAUCUUCGGGGAUGGGCCUCCCGAUGAGGCAAUCGGGGAGGCUCGUUGUCGUUGUUGUCCAUCUGAAGUGCUGUGUGGGCUCCAGAGUGAUAAGCUGUGUGUGGUUUGGGGCUGCUUGAAACGUCCGCCGUGUGGCUACGCGGGAUGCUCGGAUGGCGGGCCAGCGAGGUCCGUUUCGGUGGACGAGGCAGACGAGA
Molecule: messenger RNA, 2548 nt
Organism: Diaporthe batatas
Lineage: Eukaryota; Fungi; Ascomycota; Sordariomycetes; Diaporthales; Diaporthaceae
Product: diacylglycerol O-acyltransferase
Exons: 3
Coding region: 353-1972 (539 amino acids)
Biological process (GO): triglyceride biosynthetic process
Cellular component (GO): endoplasmic reticulum membrane
Molecular function (GO): diacylglycerol O-acyltransferase activity
Source: RefSeq, a predicted model, not a curated record